CCCCGACGCAUGCGCGCGUUGCCGGGCGUCCUGUCGCCGAGCUUGCGGGCCGGAGCCCGAGCCCGAGCCCGGAGCCGCCAUGUUGCGGAGGAAACCCACCCGCCUGGAGCUCAAACUGGACGACAUCGAGGAGUUCGAGAGCAUGAAGAAGGAGCUGGAGAAUCAGAAGAGGCAGCAGCGGGAGGAGGGGGAGCUGGUCAGCCCCAGUGAGAUGGACAGUACGAACGGGGCCAGGGACGAGGCCAAAGUCCGAGAGAAGAUCAACGAGCGGAUUGGAUAUCGUCCCAAUCCUCACAUCAAACCCUUCUCAUUGUUUGGGAAUCUUCAUUGAUGACCCGGUGCCCAGCAGCAACCUGCUCACGGCAGCGGUUUCAGGAAUGUCCCAACCUGGGUUCGCUCACGCAAAAAUGUGGAACAGGCUGAGCUCCAGCGAUGAUCUGUGAGGCUGGUGAAGAACUGCCCUUCCCUGUGGAGGACAUUGGUUACAAUGGUAGAAAGACUUAUCUCCGGGAAUAUCCAUCACAAAGUGUCUUUAAACCCAGUGCUGAGCUGAACUGAUUUUACUUUGUUUAACGAAAAGGACUUGCAGUGUAUCAGCACCUUGGGAUAAGCCACUCUGCCUGAUUCAAGGAAAUUAAUACACCAUCCACUCAGGUAGUGGAUUGCAGGGUUACGUCCAUUAAUAAAUGGUCUCCAGUGA
Callorhinchus milii (elephant shark) is the source of this 700-nucleotide messenger RNA. It is a transcript of the gene cdc26, whose product is annotated as cell division cycle 26 homolog. Gene Ontology annotation, cellular component: anaphase-promoting complex. Gene Ontology annotation, biological process: protein K11-linked ubiquitination; anaphase-promoting complex-dependent catabolic process; regulation of mitotic cell cycle. The coding region runs from base 80 to 331 and encodes 83 amino acids. The transcript is spliced from 2 exons. Lineage: Eukaryota; Metazoa; Chordata; Chondrichthyes; Chimaeriformes; Callorhinchidae. The record is from RefSeq and is a predicted model, not a curated record.